Messenger RNA from Plasmodium gonderi, 1479 nucleotides. RefSeq names its product variable surface protein. The coding region runs from base 1 to 1479 and encodes 492 amino acids. Lineage: Eukaryota; Apicomplexa; Aconoidasida; Haemosporida; Plasmodiidae. The record is from RefSeq and is a predicted model, not a curated record. The transcript has 3 exons.
AUGCAUUUCUUAAUAUUAUUAUUUGAGGCCACGUUUGAUGAAUGCAUGGAUAUAUAUUUGGAAUUUAAUGAUGAAAUUACAAAAAAAAUUAAUAGUUUUGGUGUAAUUUCAUGUAUAGAUGAUUCUAAAAAAUGUGAUGAAAUUAAUCAAAAUGUAAAUGAAAAAAAUUAUAAGUUAAAGGAUUGUUAUGAGAAGGUUAAUAUACCAUUUCAUUUAAGUAAAGAUGACACAAUAGCGAAAUUUAUUAAUACAUGUUCAAGUCUACCAAAGUGCAGUACGAACACUGUGACACCUGUUGAUAGUACAGCUGAAUUAAAAUUAGAAGGAACAUCUUUCAAAGAAAAGCAUCAAGAACCAAGUGGUGUAGAAGAAUUAGUUCAACGACAAAUAGGUUCGUCAGACCCACGAGUCGGAGAACUUCGCACGAAAAGUAUUGAAAAUCAAGUUGAAGCAUCUGAACAAAUAGAAAGAAUUCAGUCUAGUAAUCAUGCACAUAUAGAGGCACCAAAAGGGUCAUUACCUGUGCUAGCUGUUCCAUCAAAUAAAGAUUUAGAUGGAAAUGGUAGUUCUCAGCAUUUAAAAACAACCUUUAUUCAUGAAUAUAAUUUAGAUAAUACAUUACAAGAGAGCGAUUUAGAUAAAAGUUCUUUUAAUGGUAAUAUAUCUGAUACUAAUGCUGGUAGUGAUAAAACUGAUAAAAACGAAGAGAAUAAUGGUCAAACUUUUACUAGAGAGACUCAUGAUGCUGCACUUCCUGCUUCUAAAGAACAAAAUGUUUCAGAUGUUGCUCAAAGAACACUUGACAGUGUAGGAACUAAUAGUGUACACCCUAGUUCUGACGGUACUGUUGUUUUAGGUCCUAAUAGUGAAGGAAGUAGUGUCUUAGGUUCUGCUGAUACAAUUAUUGAAAGUGCUUAUACCUACAGUGAGCAAAAUAGUGAUACACAUUCUACUGAGUUAACUUCAGCUGAUGUUACUUCUCCAAAUGAGGAUUUUGGAGAUAAACUUUCUGAUGCCUUGGCACCUAAGAUUGUUCCACCUACUACCAUUUGUGCUACAUCUCCAUGUACUGAUGAUUCACGCACUAACAUUGAUGUUACUGGAUACACGAAGUUUCAUGGUGGUCAUUCUGAUAGUAAAUUAUCAUCGAUAACAUCUUGUAAUAAUGAUAUUCGUGCUUGUGCAGCUUCUAUUGGAAAUCAUGAAGGUGCUGUUUUUCAAAAUUUAGAGCUUUCUCAAGAAUUAAUUCAUAUUAAAGACGUGUUAAAUGAAGGAAGUCCAAUAAGCAAGGAAAAUAAACUGGAACAUGACACUCAUUUAUGCAUUAGGAGAACUUACACUCCUUUUGGGAAGAUUUUUGCUAAGAGAAAAAGGAAAAAGAGGAAACAGAUGAAUAAAAAAUUACAAAGAAUUCUAAUAGGACCUUCGUUUGGAAAAGAAAGACGCAUACAAUUCGCAUAUAGCUAUUUUGAAUACUAA